This is a messenger RNA of Python bivittatus (Burmese python), 1247 nucleotides long. The record is from RefSeq and is a predicted model, not a curated record. NCBI's taxonomy places the organism in Eukaryota, Metazoa, Chordata, Lepidosauria, Squamata, Pythonidae.
AAAAAAAAAAGGGGGGACUAUGCAUCGCUUGCUUAGCCGAGACCCUGUGGAUAUUGAGAAAAACAGCCUGUGGUUACAUAUAAGAUGACUAUCAAAGGCCCUCUGGUAAAGCUUAGUUUGAAAACUGAAGAAUGUCUCUGAGGAAUAAUGGUCUCGCAGCACGAUGGACGGCAAUUGCAAUAAGGAUAGAGAACAUGCAGAGAAGAAUAUUUUAGCUCUCAACCCCCGUGUACAAACUCAUGCAUCUUUGAAUUCAACUGCAGCAAAGAAACAUGAGAAAAAACACUGGAAAAGAAAUGCGGAUAAAAGCUGUUCAAACUGUGAGAAACUGGAACAUAAUUUUGAUGACAUCAAGCACACGACUCUCAGUGAGCGUGGAGCCCUUCGAGAAGCAAUGAGGUGCUUAAAGUGUGCAGAUGCCCCCUGUCAGAAGAGCUGCCCAACUAAUCUAGACAUCAAGUCAUUUAUCACAAGUAUUGCAAACAAGAAUUACUAUGGAGCUGCCAAAAUGAUCUUUUCUGACAAUCCACUUGGACUGUCAUGUGGGAUGGUAUGUCCAACUUCUGAUCUUUGUGUGGGUGGAUGCAAUUUAUGUGCCACUGAGGAAGGACCAAUUAAUAUUGGUGGACUACAGCAAUUUGCUACAGAAGUAUUCAGAGCAAUAAAUAUUCCUCAAAUUAGAGAUCCCUCCUUGCCACUACUGGAAGAUUUGCCUAAAUCCUAUUGUGCUAAGAUUGCUCUUCUUGGAGCAGGACCUGCAAGUAUAAGUUGUGCCACGUUUUUGGCUCGAUUGGGCUAUUCAGACAUCACCAUUUUUGAAAAGGAAAACUACGUUGGCGGUUUAAGCACAUCUGAAAUCCCCCAGUUCCGGCUUCCAUAUGAUGUAGUACAUUUUGAAACUAAGCUUAUGAAGGACCUCGGAGUGAAGAUCAUUUGUGGCAGAGGCCUUUCAGUGGAAGGACUGACACUCAGCGCUUUAAAGGAUGAUGAUUACAAAGCAAUCUUUAUUGGAAUUGAUUGUUAUUACUCCAGUAUUAUUCCAGGAGUUCAAGAUGGCGUUAAAGAGAGCGACUGGCUGAAUGUCACCAAAUGAAUUUCCAUGGCUGAAGGUUGAGUUGAAGCUGAGUCUCCCCAAUGCUAGUCCAACAUCUUAACCACUGUAACCAACUGGUUCUCAGUGUGUGUUUUUUUCUGGAACGAUGAAAUUAUGAAACAACAUUAGCUUUGGCAAUAGAUGCUAUGUUACA